Messenger RNA from Heterobasidion irregulare TC 32-1, 849 nucleotides. RefSeq lists its product as uncharacterized. The transcript has 3 exons. Bases 25 to 849 code for a protein of 274 amino acids. The record is from RefSeq and is a predicted model, not a curated record. NCBI's taxonomy places the organism in Eukaryota, Fungi, Basidiomycota, Agaricomycetes, Russulales, Bondarzewiaceae.
CUCGAACGUUGACAACUGCUCAGCAUGAGCACGCAGACAAUCACCGUCCCAGCCUCCUCCUCCUCCUCCACCCUCUUCCUUCCCAACCUUGGGCUUUCGCAUUCAAAGCACCCCCAAUUAGAGGAUGGCCCCGUUGAGCCUUCUCCCCAGGAGCUCCUGGAUAGGACCUUAUAUGCUCUACAAAAAGCCGAAAUUGCAUUGAUUGAGUGGGGCACACUCCUGCACAAUCGCAUGGGCGUUCCCACCAUUUUGAAGCACCACCAUUUCCUUGUCCCAGACGACGAUCUCCUCGCAGCAUCUCGCAUCGCUUCAGAAGAGGGCCUACCACUUUCAUCCCCUCCCCAGAUCCUCGUCGACACGCAUGGUGAUUUCUUCACCAAAGGGCAUCUCCAUCGCCUCACGUCCUCCACCUCUCCUGCCCUCGCCCAAUACCUGAUCCUCUUCCCCUUCUCGUUCGCCUCCUAUACUCCUUCCGAGCUCGAGCCGCGCCCCCGCUUCACCUCCCUCGCCUUCCCACUCUGCAAGACCGUCCUCGUACCCCAGCGCCCCGCCGUCUACGCCUCCAUUCUCCGCGCCAUGACCGCAUAUCCGCGCUGGUCGCCCACGCGCAUGACCCUCGAGUCGCACCUCUCCGAGCUCAUCGGCUACAACCUGUAUGACCUCGCCGACGGCUACGUCGACAUCGAUGACGAGGAGCUCUGUCAGUCGCAAGAGGUCGAUCAGCGAGUCGCGGAGGCAGUACAGGUCGUCAAGGAGUGGGCGUGUGCGGGCCAGUGGAGACAGGGGGAGGAAUGGAUAGGCGAUGCGUUGGUCUCUGUCGUAUCGGGUGCAGUGGGUCUUCCUGUAUGA